Messenger RNA from Paramecium tetraurelia, 1733 nucleotides. RefSeq lists its product as uncharacterized. The transcript has 5 exons. Lineage: Eukaryota; Ciliophora; Oligohymenophorea; Peniculida; Parameciidae. The record is from RefSeq and is a predicted model, not a curated record. Gene Ontology annotation, molecular function: metal ion binding.
AUGGAUCAAAUGAGUAGUAAGGAGCUUUUGAAUAGGAUCAACAUGUAAUUGAAAUCAGCAGUUACUGUAUAUGCCAAAAUCCAAUUGGUGAAUUAUAUACUCAAUUCGAGUCCAGAAUUCAUAGACAUGGUUGGAUAAUCAAGUUCAAUGAAGAUGAUUACUUAAUAUUUGAGAGAAUCUUUGAAAUGCAUUUAGGGUAAUGAGGAACUUGUGGAUAAAAUAUUUAUGUUGUUGUUGAGGAUGAAUUUAAAUGAUUAAAUGCUUCGAGAAUCUGAAAUGGGACUUUUGUUAAUUAAAAUAAAGGAUAAGAGAUUAUUUGAAGAUCAAAGAGCAAAUAUGAAUGAUCACAUCCAAUAAAAAUGGCUGAAAAUUUAUGCUAUGUAUAGAAGUGGAUUGGAAGAUUUAAAAAAAAAUAACAAUUAGAAGGAUAAAUAUGAAGAGCGCAAAAAAAAAGUGAAAAGGAAUCAAUCAUCAAGUUCCAAUGACUCAUCCAAUAAAAGGAAAAAGAAUAAAAAGAAAAAUGUUAGGUAUGUUUUGAGUAUUGAAUUUCAUAGGUUUGCAAGAGAUGACAUUCUAAUGAAUUACAAAUAUUUUAAAAGGGAUGAUGAACCUAAUCAAAGAGGAAUGUCUAUAGAAGAAGUGUUAGCUUUUCAAAAAUUAUAUUCAGUGGAACUUAAAAGACUGAAUCAAAUAAAUGGCUAUGAUAUCAAACACAGAGAAUCCAUGAUGGAAGGACAAGAACACAAACUCCAAUUAGAUAAUAUCCAAUAAAUGAUCGAAUAAAUUCCCUUUAUUAAACCUUUUAAAUUACGUCCAACCUUUUUAGAAGCAUACGAUACCAAUUUCAAAGAAACUCAAAAAUAAUAAACGAGAACAGAAUCCAAAAUGUCAGCCUUCUAUAAUCGAGAUAUCCCUGAACAGCCUGGGUAUAGUGAAAUUUCCAAUACGCAAUCAGGAAUGCAACCCAGAACCAUUCAUUUGGAUCCUCCCAAGAGAGAAGACCUUGUUUUUAUGGUACAAAUCAUCUGCAAUCGGGGAUUCACUGAAUUGGAGGAGAAGCACAAGAAUGCCAAUAAAAAAUAAAUCAAAGGAAUUUUGAAAAAACCUCAAGUUGAAUAAUCCAAUUAGAAGGAUAUCAUGUUGAAUCAGGCAAAGCAGGAUCUCCAACCCAAGAUGCAGCAAUUGGUUCAGAUGGUUGAGCAGAAACAAAACCAUAGCCAGGAAAGCAUUCUCACUUUAUUACAUGAUAUUAUAUAAAAAUUAAAGGAAAUUGGUGAGGAAUAAUAUAUAAAAAAUUUUAAAUCAUUCCUUGAAACUAAGUUGAAUGACAAAUAAUCAAUUAUAACUGAAUAAGAACGCAUUAAAUCUCAAUAAGAAUAAUAGAGAACUCGCAUUGAACAAUUAUAAACUAUCAAUCCCAUUCAGGCUCAGAGGUUGAGAGCCUACAAAACCAAGCAUUGUCACAAUUUUCAUUCCUCCAUUGGAUGCACAAGAGGAGAUAAUUGUAAUUUCAUACAUGACUCUCGUUAUCCAGGAAGACCUGCUCCAAUUCUUCAAAAUCCCAAUUUCCUUAACAAAACCCUCUAUCCCUAGUCCCCUAUGCAAUCAAUCAUUCCCCCCUUGCUCCAAUAGCUAAACCCUGCCUUUCUGCUCGGAAGGCUAAAAAAGUAUGAUAGUUUAUGAGUUGAUAUUUAUUAAAAAUACAUUUAAUAUGCUAAUUUAAACUUCCAUCA